AUGGGGGUGUUUGGAAGUAAAGCAGCUUUCAAUGCUGAUCGAGACAUCCCGGACCUGUCCGGCAAAGUCAUUCUCGUGACAGGAGGCAACGUUGGCUUAGGCAAGGAGUCUAUUCUACAGUUCGCCAAACAUAACCCAAAGACUAUCUAUAUGGGGUCGCGCAGUGAAACAAAAGCUCACGCCGCCAUUGCCGAAAUUCAAAAGGCCGUUCCCGGAGCGCACAUUGCGUUCUUGAAAGUUGAUCUUGCCUCUUUCGCAUCAAUCAAACAAGCAGCCGAUACAUUCAAGGCUGAGACCGACCGCCUCGAUAUACUUGUGAACAAUGCCGGGGUCCUGGGCAGACCUCUAUCGCUGACAGAAGAUGGCUAUGAGAUUCAGUUUGGUACCAACCAUAUGGGGACCGCCCUACUCACCAAGCUUCUUUUACCAGUCCUCGAAAAGACUGCCGCAGCACCUGGAAGUGAUGUGCGUGUGGUUACCGUGUCAUCGGAGGUACACAAAUGGGCCCCCAAGCCCGGCCUGCUGCUGUCAGAGAACAAGACUACACUUCCAAACCUCAGUGCCGUUGCCCGUUAUGCUCAAUCAAAACUCGCCAAUAUCUACUUCACUCAAGUGCUGGCCAAGAAAUACCCAAAUAUCAAAACCGUCACUCUACACCCGGGCAUUGUUAAAACAAACAUCACGCAAGGCGCUGAGUAUGGCAAUCGACUGUUGAGCGCAUUCGUUGCAUUUGGGAAUAUAUUUAUCAGCGUCGAUGUCCACACAGGCACUUUGACCCAGCUUUGGGCUAGCACUGCGAAGAAUGUCAAGAGUGGUGCAUUUUAUUAUCCGGUUGGGAAAGAGUACACGGGACAGGGGCUCGCUACAGAUGAAAAGCAAGCCCAAGAAUUAUGGGAUUGGACCGAAAAUGAGCUGCGUGAGCAUGGGUUUUGA
Molecule: messenger RNA, 933 nt
Organism: Exophiala bonariae
Lineage: Eukaryota; Fungi; Ascomycota; Eurotiomycetes; Chaetothyriales; Herpotrichiellaceae
Exons: 1
Coding region: 1-933 (310 amino acids)
Source: RefSeq, a predicted model, not a curated record